Molecule: messenger RNA, 526 nt
Organism: Drosophila persimilis
Lineage: Eukaryota; Metazoa; Arthropoda; Insecta; Diptera; Drosophilidae
Product: lysozyme
Exons: 2
Coding region: 37-507 (156 amino acids)
Molecular function (GO): lysozyme activity
Source: RefSeq, a predicted model, not a curated record
CAACGCAUUGAAUCGGUAGUGAAUAUUCGGCUUACCAUGUCCACAAAUAAAUACACGCUGAUAAUUCUUUUGGCUCUGGGCUUGGUUCAGGCGGAGAGCCCGAAACCGAUCACGGAGACCUGUCUGACUUGCAUGUGCGAGGCAUUGAGCGGCUGCAAUGCCACGGCUGUGUGCGUGAACGGUGCCUGCGGCAUCUUCAGGAUCACCUGGGAUCAGUGGGUCGAUGCGGGACGACUGACAGUGCCGGGUGACACAGCCGUAACGGACAGCGCGUUUACCAACUGCGCCAACGAUCCGCACUGUGGGGCGGACACUCUCCAGAACUACAUGGUGAAGUACGGACAGGACUGCAAUGACGAUCAGCAGGAGGACUGCUACGACUAUGGCGCGAUCCAUUACAUGGGUCCAUUCAACUGCAAAGCCGACAUGCCCUACAACUACGAGAACACCUUCAAGCGGUGCCUGAGAAGGGCGCAGCGGGAACAGCAGCGACAGUCGUCCACAUAAUCCGCGGCUGGGAAACCAA